This is a messenger RNA of Diabrotica balteata, 360 nucleotides long. Lineage: Eukaryota; Metazoa; Arthropoda; Insecta; Coleoptera; Chrysomelidae. The record is from the annotation of a GenBank genome assembly.
AUGGCCGCGCCAGAACCCGACGAAGGCCAAGACUGCACAGAGAACUCUCACAAGCCGCCCAAAACCCCCAAUGACGGCGCCAAAAAGUCUCCCAAUGAAGGAGGCAGAAAGUCGCCCAGCAAAAGCAAAGACAAUAAAAACUCGAAAGCGAACAAAGAGAAUGUGACCAGAGUAGUGGUGGUGGCGUUGACUCCGGAAAGAAGAAGAGAGACGUGGAAUAAGAAGGUUGAGUUCUUGUUGGCUGUGGUUGGAUUCGCUGUGGAUCUGGGAAAUGUCUGGAGGUUUCCGUAUAUAUGCUACCAGAAUGGUGGAGGUAAGUACAUUAUACCAUUUGUACAAGAAAGUGACAAAAAAGUUUAG